Acaulospora colombiana is the source of this 447-nucleotide messenger RNA. The record is from the annotation of a GenBank genome assembly. NCBI's taxonomy places the organism in Eukaryota, Fungi, Glomeromycota, Glomeromycetes, Diversisporales, Acaulosporaceae.
AUGCAAUUUGGGUUGGAUCAAUCCUUAGCCGGAAAUAAGGCUCAAGUUAUAUUAAACAAGAUAAAGUUGGGUAUUUUAUCGGAUAGGAAGAAUUCCAAGAGGAAAGCUACCCAUACAGACAAGGACGAUACAGAUGCAUUAACAUCACCCACAGAAAAGGUAAUGACCGCUCUUCAAAGCUCUACAAAUGCGAUUAUGAAACGUCCGAAAUUGGAUGAAAAGAACGUUCUCAACGAGGAAGGGCCUAUUAGUUAUUCACAAAAAUUAUUAAAUGAAGGGACCGAAUUGGAAACAUAUAAAAAGGCGAAAAAAGCUACGAGAGUUGAUUCAAAAACAAAUACUCAGAAAUCAAAAAAUGCUUUAGAAACAAGACCCGAGGGCGACGAAGAAAUAAAGUUUGAUUUUGCAAGCAUUGAAAAAGAAUUUUUACGGGAACAAUUAAUUGAG